Messenger RNA from Zootermopsis nevadensis, 2077 nucleotides. Lineage: Eukaryota; Metazoa; Arthropoda; Insecta; Blattodea; Termopsidae. The record is from RefSeq and is a predicted model, not a curated record.
GUUGAACGAGACUGGAUUUUGUUGGCCCAGGGCAGUGUCCGGUGGCUUACAUGAACUUAUAUUAGCAGAGAAUUUUUGGUUGAGAUAAAUUCUUUACGUUGGAACAAGAGUCAUGUAGUGAAUUUCUGUAAAACAUUGCUCAGUAUCUAUUGGAAGAUAAAUUAUACCAACAUAAUGAUCUACAGUUUCUUUUAUUUGUUUGUUGUGGUUAAUACAAAAGGUAGGAAAAUUUUUCUGCAGACUAUUGCACAUGUAAUGUUGGCUUUGCCAACAUCAAAAUUUAUAAAUCAAUGAAUUGUUAUAUCUGUAACACAAAUUAGCAUUACAACAGUGAACCUCCAACCAUAGUAUAACAAUGCCAGUAAACGCUCUUGAAGGUGUAGAGAGUUACUGAAGAUUCUGGUACAUUCUUUCAUGCACAUAACGCAAUUUCACUAUGGCCAGAAGGAAUACGCUUGAAAUUGAAUAUCUGCAAUGUUCCCCACACUGCAUAAGAAAUGCCGAUCAUUUCAGUGCCACGAAAAGAAGUUAUGAAAAGAAAGCCGAACUUACUAAACGUAAUCAUACGCCUGUCACAGACAUAAAACUAGUUUAAAUCCUACUUACUGCCUCCUAAUUCCACGUAUACUGACCCUUUCGUAUAUUACAUAGGAAGGCUUUUGGUGACAGUUUCCUAACAUUGGCAUUUACCGAAGAUACAGGCACAGUUGAUCACGUGAUCAUUGUUUAUCAGUUCAGGGAGGAAAGGAUUUGUAGCACCUCAAGUGAAAAAGAAUUGCUUUGAAAGUUGUACAUUAUGGCCGCCUUCGGUGCAGUAAUUGUUCAAGUAUUGUCAUUGAUUAGGAAACUUUUAAUUCAAAGGAAAAACCAGUUACUUUCAGUAAAUGAUGUGGAGUGUUUCCUUGAAGAACUGGAUGGAUUGUCACCCUGGACACGAGGAGGACUUCAUUUUCCUUCCUUCAUCAUAAUGGAUGUACAGUUCCUCUAUCACACUCAAGGUUUUCCUCAGAAGGUGUUGCUGGGGAUGGGUGUUUCCGCUCUUGAAAUAGCUGACGUGGUUGUCGUGAGGUACACUGAUGGGGAGCAGUACAGGGUGCUCAGAAUUUCGCAUCAAGCGUUAGUGGAGUUCUGUGACAGAACAAGAAGGAUGUUGUCGCUCAGUCUUUAUAGACACAUAUCACUGAAGCGCCGGCUGUUGGCAAAAGAGGAGGAACUGAUGGGAUACAAGGAAAGAAGGGACUGCGUCGAGAAGAAGCUAUCGGAACUGAAAGCGGCUCUGGUCCGAAGAGAGGCAGAAUUUAUGGCUGUGAAGAGAAGCCUAGAAGAGAGAAAUGCAUUUCUGCAGCAAGACUUGAAAGCAAUAAAAUCUGAAGCACAGGAGGGGUUUAGUUCCCUUAAAGAGCAUUUAAAUCAUGAAAGAUGGAAAGUGCAAAAUAUGAACGAACAUCUGAGAGAAAGAAAGAAUCAAAUUGAAGAUUUGCAUAACGAGCUGCUACAAAGGCCACCAAGAGAUUAUGCUGUAAAACAAUUGCAGGAAUAUGAAAGAAUCAUAAAAGAACAGGGAAAUGUGAUCAAGGAACUGACCAUGAAAUUAAGUCAACAAGAAGUGGUUGCUCCGAAUGAACUGACAUCCAAGGAUUUACUGUUGCAAGACCUGGAAGAAGCUUUUAAAAAAAAGGCCAGAGAUAGUAGAAUCUUGGCGGACGAGGUUGUAGUGAAGCAGAGAGAAAUCAACAAACUGAAAAGAGACAAGGAAGAGUUGAGAGACGAUAUUCUUGCUCUACAACGUAAAGUUAAGGAACGUGAAUCUGAUAUUUCUGCUCUGACCAUGGGGAGUAGGCUGUUAAAUACGAAGGUGUCGGAGCAGGAGAAGAAGAUAUCUGAAAUGAACACAGAAAAGGUAGAGUCGUGUGAUAAUUGUUUUGCUCUACAACGUGAAGCGAAGGAACGUGAAUCUGAUAUUUCUGCUCUGUCCACGGAGAAUAAGCAGUUAGUUAUGAAGGUGUCAGAGCUGGAGAAGAAGAUAUCUGAAAUCAACUCAGAAAGUAUGUAUGUUCUUAUUAUAUUGAUGUACUAA